Messenger RNA from Peromyscus leucopus (white-footed mouse), 1415 nucleotides. It is a transcript of the gene Dusp15, whose product is annotated as dual specificity phosphatase 15. The coding region runs from base 701 to 1099 and encodes 132 amino acids. Gene Ontology annotation, molecular function: protein tyrosine/serine/threonine phosphatase activity. Gene Ontology annotation, cellular component: cytosol. Gene Ontology annotation, biological process: protein dephosphorylation; transforming growth factor beta receptor signaling pathway; positive regulation of JNK cascade. The transcript has 6 exons. The record is from RefSeq and is a predicted model, not a curated record. Lineage: Eukaryota; Metazoa; Chordata; Mammalia; Rodentia; Cricetidae.
GCCUGUCCCAGGCCUGUGUCCACUAUUCACACUCAGGCCCACAUAACUUAGACGCUCUCAAGAAUGGGGUGUGGGGGAGGCAAGGACGCCAGGCUGGGAGGAGAAAGGACUCGUGGAGCUGGGGCGUAUAGGGGGUUCAAGGGCAGGCAGUGCCCAGGCUGGGAGGUUCACUGAUGUAGGCUCCCAAUUCAGCCUUCCCCCAAGGCCGGCAGGAAGGGCUCAGGAUCUGUGCCUUGCCCACUCCCUCAGCCUAAGGCCCACCGGCCCCCAAGGACUCUUCCAUAUUUCGUUGAGGUCUGCCUGGGGGUAUGGCUUCCCUCAGGGGGAAGCUGGAGAUUCUUCUCCCACAGCCUCCUCUGAAGAGGAGCUGGACCGGAUCCUGUAAGCAGAGUCCUGAGUGGAACCACCAGGCAGCAGCCUCAAGCCAGUGGGUGGCAAGUCUGCAGAUGCCAAAGACCCGGAUCAGUUGGGCCGGAAUAAGAUUACACAUAUCAUCUCUAUCCAUGAAUCACCCCAACCUCUACUGCAGGGUAUUGCGUACCUUCGAAUCUCAGUGGCUGAUACUCCUGAGGUACACAUCAAAAAGCACUUCAAAGAGUGUGUCAACUUUAUCCACGGUUGCCGCCUCAACGGGGGUAGCUGCCUUGUACACUGCUUUGCAGGUAUAUCUCGAAGUACCACCAUUGUGAUUGCCUAUGUGAUGACGGUGACUGGACUAGGCUGGCGGGAAGUUCUUGAAGCCAUCAAGGCCACCAGGCCCAUCGCCAACCCAAACCCGGGCUUUAGGCAGCAGCUUGAGGAGUUUGGCUGGGGAAACUCCCAGAAGCUUCGCCGGCAGCUGGAGGAGCGCUUCGGGGAGAGCCCGUUCCACGACGAGGAGGAAUUGCGCACGCUGCUGCCUCUCUGCAGGCGCUGUCGCCAGGGUUCGGCGACCUCCGGCGCGUCGUCCACAGCGUCCUCGGCGGCUUCCGAGGGGCCCCUGCAGCGCCUGGUACCGCGAUCGCCGCGGGACGCCCACCGGCCGCUGCCGCUGCUGGCGCGGGUCAAGCAGACUUUCUCCUGCCUCCCGCGGUGCCUGUCGCGCAAGGGCGGCAAGUGAGCGCGGUGCCCGCCGCUCCGCCCGUCCUCACGCCACAGCCCUUCGCGGGCGGCCGGGGCUUCCCGCGCCCGCGAUGCGCCCAGAGCCCGUGGGAGCCUCGCCCAUGCCCAGUACCCACCACGCUUGUCUGAGUCCGUCCUCAGCGACCCCUCUGAGGCUCCGGUCCGCCGGCCUGCUUCAAGCCACCUGGUGCCUUAGUCCUUGGGCCCGGGGAAGGGGUCCUGGACCUCCACCCCGACAGUGGGGGAGAAGGAGGGAGGGUCGGGUGGGGCGGACCGGCCUGGAGGAGAUUAAAGAGACACAGAUGCUGCCUGGC